Molecule: messenger RNA, 399 nt
Organism: Leptosia nina
Lineage: Eukaryota; Metazoa; Arthropoda; Insecta; Lepidoptera; Pieridae
Source: the annotation of a GenBank genome assembly
AUGUGCGAGAAACGUACGAGAAAAUUUAAAAGAGGUUCGAGUGUUACUCGUCUCCGCGAGGCGAGGCGCCUCCAAAGGCUGCAGUGGCUAGCGACACCAAUAGUACAGGAAGAAACACCCAGACUCGUCACGCAAAACACGCCCGAGAAGGCCGCACAAAACCGCCUCAUAUUAGACCUGGCGUGGAAAACUCUAGCUCUGAUGCACAAGAACCGCCUUAUUCAGGAAAAAAUCGUCGCCCUACAGAAGGAGACAUCCGAAUUUGUGUCAGCCAUCAUGAGCAACCCCGAAAACAAACGACGUUACUUAGAAUACGUCCGCCUUUACAACGCGGGUCAAUUGCCAGAUUUGAAAAAAGAAAUUGAGUCCAAACUAUAUUUGAAAACAGAACCGGAAUAA